GGCGGGGCGGAGCUGCUCCCGGCUCUUGUCCAGCUCGCCCGCCCGCCCGCCCUGACUCACCCAGCCUGUCCCGCGAACUCUGCGGGAGUCCCGGCCGCUCCGCUCCCAGGGACACAGGAGUUGCAACAAGCGUCCGGCCCGUGAGGCGGGAUGAUUCCGGUGGCGGAGUUCAAGCAGUUCGUGGAGCACCAGCCCGCCUUCAAGGUGCUCAAACCUUGGUGGGACGUGCUGGCCGAGUACCUCACAGUGGCUAUGCUCAUGAUCGGGGUCUUCGGCUGCACCCUCCAGGUGACACAGGACAAGAUCAUCUGUCUGCCCAGUCAUGAACCCCGGGAGAACUUAUCAGAGGCCCCGUGCCAGCAGCUGCUGCCGCGGGGGGUCUCCGAGCCCGUGGGGGACCCCCGGGAGUUGAGCGGCCUCAGGAACAACCUGGACCUGCAGCAAUACAGCUUCAUUAACCAGCUCUGCUACGAGACGGCCCUCCACUGGUAUGCCAAGUACUUCCCCUACCUGGUCGUCAUCCACACUCUCAUCUUCAUGGUCUGCACCAGCUUCUGGUUCAAGUUCCCCGGCACCAGCUCCAAGAUCGAGCACUUCAUCUCCAUCCUGGGCAAGUGUUUCGACUCUCCGUGGACCACGCGGGCCCUGUCCGAGGUCUCCAGGGAGAACCACAAGGACCCUGCCGCCGCCGGUCGGGCAAUGGUGACCAUGGCAGCGGCGGCGGCAGGACCGGGGAAGGCAGGUGAGGCUGAGAAGGAGAAGGUGCUGGCGGAGCCCGAGAAGGUGGUGAUGGAGCCACCGGCUGUCACCCUGCUGGACAAAAAGGAGGGUGAGCAGGCCAAAGCCCUGUUUGAGAAGGUCAAGAAAUUCCGCGUGCACGUGGAAGAGGGGGACAUCCUGUACACCAUGUACAUCCGGCAGACGGUGCUCAAGGUCUGCAAGUUCUUGGCCAUCCUGGUCUACAACCUCGUCUACGUGGGGAAGAUCAGCUUCCUGGUGGUCUGUACGGUGGAGACCUCGGAGGUCACGGGCUAUGCCAGCUUCUGCUGCAACCACACCAAGGCCCACCUCUUCUCCAAGCUGGCUUUCUGCUACAUCUCCUUCGUGUGCGUCUACGGGAUCACCUGCUUUUACACACUCUGCUGGCUCUUCCACCGGCCCCUCAAGGAGUACUCCUUCCGAUCCGUGCGGGAGGAGACGGGCAUGGGCGACAUCCCCGACGUCAAGAACGACUUUGCCUUCAUGCUGCACCUCAUCGACCAGUACGACUCCCUCUACUCCAAGCGCUUCGCUGUCUUCCUCUCCGAGGUCAGCGAGAGCCGCCUGAAGCAGCUCAACCUCAACCACGAGUGGACGACCGACAAGCUGCGGCAGAAGCUGCAGCGCAACGCCUGGGGCCGGCUCGAGCUGGCCCUCUGCAUGCUCCCGGGGCUGCCCGACACGGUCUUCGAGCUCAACGAGGUGGAGGCACUGCGGCUGGAGGCCAUCUGUGACAUCACCUUCCCCCCAGGCCUCUCGCAGCUAGUGCACCUGCAGGAGCUCAGCCUGGUCCACUCGCCAGCCAGGCUGCCCUUCUCCUUGCAGGUCUUCCUGCGGGACCAGCUGAAGGUCAUCCGGGUCAAGUGCGAGGAGCUCCGAGAGGUGCCCCUCUGGGUGUUCGGGCUGCGCGGCCUGGAGGAGCUGCACCUGGAGGGGGUCUUCCCCCUGGAGCUGGCCCGGGCGGCGACCCUCGAGAGCCUCCGGGAGCUGAAGCAGCUGAAGGUGCUGUCUCUGCGGAGCAACGCCGGCAAGGUGCCCGCCAGCGUGACCGACGUGGCCGGUCACCUGCAGCGGCUCAGCCUGCACAACGACGGGGCCCGCCUGCUGGCACUGAACAGCCUCAAGAAGCUGGCGGUGCUUCGGGAGCUGGAGCUGGUGGCCUGCGGGCUGGAGCGCAUCCCCCAUGCCGUCUUCAGCCUGGGCGCACUGCAGGAACUGGACCUCAAGGACAACCACCUGCGGUCCAUCGAGGAGAUCCUCAGCUUCCAGCACUGCCGCAAGUUGGUCACACUCCGGCUGUGGCACAACCAGAUCGCCUACGUCCCCGAGCACGUACGGAAGCUCCGGGGCCUUGAGCAGCUCUAUCUCAGCCACAACAAACUGGAGACACUGCCCACCCAGCUCGGCAUGUGCUCUGGCCUCCGCCUGCUGGACGUCUCCCAUAACGGGCUGCACUCCCUGCCGGCCGAGCUGGGCCUCCUCCAGAACCUGCAGCACCUGGCUCUCUCCUACAACGCCCUGGAGCUUCUGCCCGACGAGCUCUUCUUCUGCCGCAAGCUGCGGACACUGCUCCUUGGCUACAACAACCUGAGCCAGCUCUCGCCCCAGGUGGGGGCCCUCAGGGCCCUCAGCCGCCUGGAGCUCAAGGGCAACCGGCUGGAGGCACUGCCGGAGGAACUCGGCAACUGUGGGGGACUGAAGAAGUCGGGGCUCCUGGUGGAGGACACCCUUUACGAAGGGCUGCCGGCAGAGGUGCGGGACAGGAUGGAGAUGGAGUGAAGCCAGGGAGGGGCAGGUUGCGGUAGAGGCCUUCCGGAUGCUACCACCCUGGAAUCUCUACUGUUAUCUUCAAGGGAGGGGGGCCAAGUGAGCCCAGGCCCGGAGAGGAGAAGCAGACGUGUCAGGCUGGUGCAGCCCAGGCAAGAUCCUGGGCUUGGCUUGUCUGGGAGGCUGUGGAUCUGGGGUGGAACAUCCUGGAGGGAUUAACUCAGUCAUAAGACUCUCAGAGCAAAACCACACCUGUGUCUUUGGCUAGCUGGCCUGCCCCCAGCCCUGGGCCAGAGCUGCUGUUCCCCCCAGCCCACUCCGAACAUUCUGGCUCAAUCAAUGCCACGUAUGGGGGUGGGGCUCAUCCCGAUGGGAUUUCAGCCCUCUCUUCCUGACCAAAACAGCUUAUAUCUGGGGUUCUCUCCCAAGGAGGGGACACAGACGCAACGGACAAGCUCCCCCCUCCUCCACCCCCAACUUGGAUGUUAAUCCCCUAUUUAUAAGUUGUUUGCUGUGGACAUCUGAACUCAGAAAAAUGGUUUUCAUAUGUGACUAGGCAUCAAAAUCAACAUCACCAAAACAAAACAUCCCAGGCCCCACCCCUGAAAGACUGACUCAGGAGCUUUGCCUGGAGGCCAGGAACUUGCCGGUAAAUAUAAGCAUCCCAGGUAAUUCUGACACAGACAGACCCAGGCCUGUGUGUUGGGAAAUGCUGACCUACAGAGUAGAUAUCUGGGUGUCUAGAGCAGGGAUUCUGAACUUUUUUUUAGAUCCCUAGAUGCUUUGAGAAAUCUGAUGAAAGCAGGGCACCUCCUUCCUCAGGAAAAUGCUCACGUACACAUAUAUGAAAAGUUCUGCAAACAACUUGAGGCAAUCAGCAGAUUCCCCCAGAUCCCCUAGAGGGCUGUUUAUGGACAUCCUAAGGAUCAGGGACCCCAGGUUAAGAACACCUGCUGUGGAGGGUACAUUUUUCUGAAGACAGGCUGGGACUUUGUCUUUCAAAUGUUCCCUAUGCGAGGGAGUGUAUAUCAGUGGGUGCUUAAUAAAUGAUACUAUGAAAACUAUAAUCUUGAUCCCUUGUGUCCACUCCUGUCAUAGUCCAAGCUUUCGAU
This is a messenger RNA of Physeter macrocephalus (sperm whale), 3638 nucleotides long. RefSeq names its product leucine rich repeat containing 8 VRAC subunit E (gene LRRC8E). The coding region runs from base 151 to 2538 and encodes 795 amino acids. NCBI's taxonomy places the organism in Eukaryota, Metazoa, Chordata, Mammalia, Artiodactyla, Physeteridae. The record is from RefSeq and is a predicted model, not a curated record. Gene Ontology annotation, molecular function: protein binding. The transcript has 3 exons.